Messenger RNA from Trematomus bernacchii (emerald rockcod), 1718 nucleotides. RefSeq lists its product as uncharacterized. The coding region runs from base 127 to 711 and encodes 194 amino acids. The transcript is spliced from 2 exons. Lineage: Eukaryota; Metazoa; Chordata; Actinopteri; Perciformes; Nototheniidae. The record is from RefSeq and is a predicted model, not a curated record.
UUCAGACAGGAAGAGAAAUGAGGAAUCGAAACUGAACAACAGAAGAAAGGUCUUAUAUCAGGAGCUUCAAAAUCACUUGUAGCUCACAGACACAUCCACUGCUGCCAAAACAAGGACUGCUGGGUAAUGGCUGCCCUCAGGGUUUUCCCCCUUCUCUCCGUCUGUCUCCUGCUGGUUCAUCAAGCCUUUGCCAUAAACGACGCUCCCUGCCAGCUCUCCAAAGGGAACAACGCCUUCAACAACUUCAAGAAGCGCCACAUUCCCUCUGGUACUCCUACUACUCUGGACCAGAACCAAUGGAUGAAUUUCAUCAAGAAUAACGGCGACUGUUCCAGACCCACCCAGUCCUUCCUGCACCCGAGCGACCUGGAGAGGGUGAUGGCUGUGUGCACAUCCAAGGGGGGAGUCACGUACAAGGAGAACAUGUGCAUCAGCCGGCAGCGUUUCAACUUUGUCACAGUGAGGAGCGAAACGGGGACAUGCGGCAUCAAGAGCAUCAGAGAGGAAAGCAAACAUCUGAUCCUGGCCUGUAAUGAGCUGAGCAAUCAGUGCCUGCCGGUCCACUUUGAAGGAAACCCUAAAGAUUUAAAACCAAGUAACAACGCCAAAGGCUGCCAGGACCCACGCACUGGUGAUGCUCCCAGCUUCAAACUGACAUGGCUCGGCUUGUUAUCCGUUCUUCUGGUUAUCAUUUAUAACUGUCGAAAUUAACUUGAGAAACUAGAUAGGACAAUAGGUCUCCUGGACACAUUUGAGAAAAUUUGAUUUGGAAAGUGUUUGGCUUUAAAACAGUAUUUUAUAUGAAUCUCUAAAUUACCAAAAUAUCAACCAUAUUUUUGUAAUAAUUUCAUUCUUUUAAAUGUAUUUUUGUACCACUAUUAUAUGCUUGUGCCUAUCUGUAAGUUUGUAUCUCUGACGGAUAAUGAGGAGUUGGUGUUCUAAAGGCAUUUCAUUUUAUUCACAGCUAUAGUAUUAUGUAGAAGAGCAUGUAUAACAUUGCUGUACAAAAGGGAUUUCAUUGUAUUUAAUGCACUGACGGUAUCUGUAACAGUCAGAAAAUGUACCCUGACCACAAAGCAUGUUAUGUACCAAUACAUUUCAAAAUAGACAAAAAAGAAGAACAAGAUAAAACUAUAAAAUGUCUGACUUAAAUAAAUGUAAGACUGAACUUGUGACAGUUUCCAAAUAUUUCCAUACACAUGUAGUACCAAAACUUGCAUGAUUAAAAUACAAACUCAAUCUAAACCACUUUUUUGUAUUUUUGUCAAAGUUUCCAGAACAAAACUAUGAAUAGGGCUGGGAGUCAGUGACCCACAUGUGCAAACAGUGGGUGAGUCAUCCGGAUAACCAAGAAAAACCCCUGCAGAAACAAGUAAAGUCGACUCAGUUGUGCUCAGUGCUCUGAUAGGAAUGAUCAAUCCCAAUAACAAACUGAUAUCAUGACUGGAAAGUAAAAAGAGAACAGCAGACAAUUUCUCACACACUAAUAAUCAGCCUCCACAUGUGCAGACUGCAGACACACAGAUGAUGGCAGUAUUGCACAGAUGUGCCCCUCUCAGAAAGAGGUCAAAGAAAACGAGUUUCUCAACCACUGUAACUGUAAACUGUGUUUAGAUUCAUGUUGGUGAGGUUGUUGUUUUCCUCAUAUCAGUGUUUGCAUCCAAUCAAUUUGAAAUACCCAAUGUUUCAGCACACAAAUAAACCACUUAUGUCUCAGA